AUGCCGCCUCGAUCUUCCCUCGCGUCGUCUUUCUCCAUCACCGACUCCAACAAUGAAGUCGUUUGCCCACUGCGGAACCAGGAUGGUUCAAGUUGUCGCAAGCGAUGCAUCGGCGAGAAGAGAUACCGAUCCAUGCAGGAGCACAUUCGGCGGGCGCAUCCUGAGCAUUACAUCUCCAAGCUCCCUGCGACCGAAGAGAGCUUCAUGCUCAUGAUCAGUACCCCGCCUUCCGAGCGAGCUCCCCCCGUCCAGCAGAAUUCCGUAGGACCGCCGCGGCCGCCGCCGCAGCAGCAGGCGCAUGCGAAUGUGAAUAGAGGCGGACCACCGAUUGACCCAGCUUUAGGAGGAUACCCGCUCGACCGUCAUGCAUAUCUCCGAGACGACCUGAGUGCACCCGGCACACCUGGAAAUUUCGAUGAGUUCACCGGCGGUCCGCUGUUGCCAGCCGCAAGCGCAGCGGCAGCCCUUGCACAGCUCGGCCAGGGACAGAAGACAGAGCCGGAAUGGGACUCCGGCGAGGAGUGGCCUUCGGACCCGGAAGGCCAGAGAAUACCCAGGACGACAAUAGAAUUGCCACCAAUUCACAUUGAGCCUACCAGUGAACCGUACCCACCGCUGAACUCGGCUCGCCAAAGAGACCUACUACCAUCGAUCCUGUCCAACUCCCCGCCUGGUCGGUCUUCCACCCUUCCGCCACUGCAACGGCCGCUCGGCCCCAAUCGACCCCGGAAGCAGUCUGUUACCAAGCGUGGCCACAAGAAGCAGAAAUCGCGAGGCACGGCGGCAGAAUGGCUACGAAGGAUCCAAAACGAUGACCGUCUCAAACCAGGCGGCAUUGAUCGCAAAGCCCACUCUGUCGAGCCUAUGGCAGAUUAUGGCAAGCGAUGGGAGGACCUUAUCGACGCUGCCGCAUCGGCUACCGAAGACAUAGAGGAUGACAGGACUCCUGUUCCCCAAUCCCCUAUCUCCAUGCAUCGAGCUUCCCUGCCUCCGUUCAACAAUCAUUACCAGAGCUUCCAGGGUUAUCAAGCGUCGCCUCUGCAGCAAGCUCUCACCCCACCUUCCUUUGCUCAGGAGAUGCCGGACCCGUUCCCUUCUGUUGAGAGUGGUGAGAGUGGCGACAACUUCCACAUUGGGACACAUGGCUUGACGGAUUCCUCCCCAAGCUACUCAUCCCUAGACGUGCACAUCUACUGCGCCGCAUGUCAGAGGACCUCCAAGCUUAGAGAGUCGUAUGCAUGCACCGAAUGCAUUUGUGGCCUCUGUCGGGAAUGCGUCAGCGUGUUGGUGGAAGAACAAGGCGCGAGACGGAAAUGCCCGCGUUGCGCUACCAUCGGCGGCAGAUUCAAGCCUUUCCAGCUGGACAUUCGAUGA
Molecule: messenger RNA, 1374 nt
Organism: Pseudomassariella vexata
Lineage: Eukaryota; Fungi; Ascomycota; Sordariomycetes; Amphisphaeriales; Pseudomassariaceae
Exons: 4
Coding region: 1-1374 (457 amino acids)
Source: RefSeq, a predicted model, not a curated record